Molecule: messenger RNA, 1970 nt
Organism: Tribolium castaneum (red flour beetle)
Lineage: Eukaryota; Metazoa; Arthropoda; Insecta; Coleoptera; Tenebrionidae
Product: ACP receptor
Exons: 8
Coding region: 132-1586 (484 amino acids)
Biological process (GO): G protein-coupled receptor signaling pathway; cellular response to hormone stimulus
Cellular component (GO): plasma membrane
Molecular function (GO): peptide binding; G protein-coupled receptor activity
Source: RefSeq, a predicted model, not a curated record
UUCAUUCAGUAGGGGUGCGCUGUUUCCAGCUGAAAACUCCUCUCGUAUCUGAAAACUCGCAACCGCGCGCUUAUUUAAAACCCCAUCAAGUUUUUAACGCAAUGUGACAAAAAUGCUCGUAAUCGCGUUUCAUGCAAGCGGUUGGUAAAAUGGGCGAGGAACAUUAUGAUGAGGACUCUAAAAGUAAUUUUAGUGUGUUGAACGAAACUUUGGACGGGUUUGCUAACGAGACGGUCUCUCCUGACGUACUUUUCCAACAGAACUUGACAGUCAUUCUCGUUUAUAGUGCGCUUUUCGUCGUCGCCGCUGUCGGGAACUUGACUGUUUUUAUUUCCCUGUUCAGGUCGAGACACCGCAAAUCAAGAAUUAGUUUAAUGAUUCGCCAUCUUGCCAUCGCUGAUUUGAUUGUAACUUUUAUUAUGAUUCCAAUCGAGGUUGGCUGGAGAUUGACUGGCAAAUGGAUCGCUGGCAAUGUGGCAUGCAAAGUAUUCUUAUUUCUUCGGGCUUUCGGGCCCUACCUUAGCAGCAACGUGCUUGUGUGCGUGUCCUUGGACCGGUACUUUGCUGUCCUGCACCCGCUCAGAGUCAACGACGCCAGAAGGAGAGGCAAGAUAAUGCUCGCCUUCGCAUGGGGAACGUCGUUCGUUUACUGUAUACCACAGAGCUUUGUGUUUCGGGUGCGGGCACACCCCAAGUACCCGAACUACGAGCAAUGCGUCUCGUUUGGUUUCUUCGAGAACACCGCCCAAGAAAUCGCCUACAAUCUGAUGUGCGUUAUGUGCAUGUAUUUCAUUCCUCUGUUCGUCAUCAUCGUCGCUUACACCGCCAUCAUGUGCGAAAUCUCCAAAAACUCCAAAGAAACCAAGGGAGAGUCAUAUCGUACUUCAAAUGGCAGGAUGAGACUAAGGCGCUCCGAUAUUAGCAAUAUAGAAAGGGCUAGGAGCAGAACCUUAAGGAUGACCAUCACUAUUGUUGCAGUCUAUGUCUGGUGCUGCACACCGUAUGUUAUUAUCACCAUGUGGUACAUGUUUGAUAGAGCAAGCGCCACGAGCCUACCGGAGUGGCUCCAGGACACAUUUUUCAUGAUGGUAGUUUCCAACAGUUGCAUGAACCCCAUAGUUUACGGGAGCUACGUGAUCAAUUUUCAGCGAGUUAACUGCAACUGCUUUUGCUUCAGGAAGACAGCGAGCGAAAGUCAUCUCAACGAUGGAGAGGCGCAGGCGGCGGCAGGGCGGGGAAGGAGUUUAGCGCGGGGAGUUAUAAAAUGCGUCCUCAGAUUGCAGAAAGUGGGCUCGGGGGCCACCAGGAGCACGGCCAUGGUCCAUGGCGCGGGCGGCAACGGGUACACACGCUCACCGACCCCCAAGUCCAACCUGAAUCUAACAGGGCUCCUAAGCAAGAGCCGGUUACCUGACAAACCCCCGAGUGUUGGUCAUAUUUCGUUCCUGAGCGAGCCUCGCACCGCCAGGAAUUACAGAUCGAGUUUUCAUAGCGAGCCGUGCUCAAGAACUCGAAUGUGCCCGGAUGAACUUUGUCUCGACACUUCAUGCCACAGCGCUGAUUAUUACAGUUCUGCUGUUUUAUAGGAACAGGAGAUGUCACCCAAGUGUGACAUCAAAAUGGGCAUUAAUGGUGCAGUGGCGCUGUAUAGUUUUGAACCCAGGUCGCGGAAUAUUUAGUGGUUGGAGGAGGGACAAGUGCCUGAGAAGUGGACACGGGAAUACAUGUGCUGAUUUCAUAACAGGGUUUGGACAUGUACAUAGUCGAUUUUUUAUUUUUCUAUUUGUUAAUUCAUGUUUCAUUAGGCAGGUAAUUAACUACUCACUGUUUAAACUAAAUAUCAAACAAGGACCGACAACUGGAUUGUGUGUACCUAUCUACUAAAUGUUUAAAAAAUAAUAUUAUCUGUGAUUCUUUACUGUAAAGCUAUUUGUAAGAUAAAUUAUUCAAGAAUAAAUCAAACAACGGUA